Carica papaya (papaya) is the source of this 1318-nucleotide messenger RNA. RefSeq names its product protein SENSITIVE TO PROTON RHIZOTOXICITY 1-like. Gene Ontology annotation, biological process: response to aluminum ion; response to acidic pH. Lineage: Eukaryota; Viridiplantae; Streptophyta; Magnoliopsida; Brassicales; Caricaceae. The record is from RefSeq and is a predicted model, not a curated record.
UUGAAGACUUCACUGACUUGAAACUUGGUUGUCUCUCGGUUUUCUUCUUCUUCACCAAACACGACGAACCGGAGAAAUGUCAAAACAUAGCGUUCCCGCCGGUUUUCCGCCGGAGUAUUCUGUAUCCGGCGCUGUACAGAAUCAGUUGGAACGCGGGGAUCUGCUUGUGUCGCUCCACAACCUGUCAGCGAUUCGGGCGAGGAUGGAUUCACUGCAGCAAUUUCUAUCGGACUCGGUCAACAGAGAUUUGCUAAUAGCUAAGCCUCAAAUGGACAUGGUCUCGUCGGAGAUCGCCUCCGCCAUUCACCAGACCAUCGUUAACGGCGCCGCGCUUCUCUGCUGCGCGCCCCCUACGGCUCCGGAUCCGAACUUUCCGGCGACAAAACCGGACAUCCCCCUAAAACCCACGGCGGAGAAGGAUGAACUCGGCGUGCUCGAUUUUGAUAUAGUGGAGCUAGAUGCGGUAGAGUUGUUGGCCGAGCAUCUGCAUUUCUGUGAGAUUUGUGGGAAAGGGUUCAAGCGUGACGCCAACCUGAGGAUGCACAUGCGAGCUCACGGAGAUCAGUACAAGACGCCGGAAGCGCUGACGAAGCCGGGGAACAGUAGUGUUAAUCAACAGAGUGGAUGCAAAACGAGGUUUUCGUGCCCGUUCGAUGGCUGCAACAGGAACAGGAAGCAUAACAAGUUCCGGUCGUUGAAAUCCGUGGUGUGCGUGAGAAACCACUUCAAGAGGAGCCAUUGCCCUAAGAUGUAUUCCUGCAAUCGGUGCAGGAAGAAGAGCUUCUCGGUGGCGGCGGACCUGAAGAGCCACUUGAAGCACUGCGGUGAGGCCAGGUGGAGGUGCUCCUGCGGGACCAGCUUCUCGAGGAAAGACAAGCUUUUCGGUCACGUAGCCCUGUUCGAGGGGCAUAUGCCGGCGGUUAUGGCGGCAGAGGAAGAGAAGGGUGAUGCGAUUGCCAUGGAGGAAGAUGAUGAUGAAGGGGUGGGUGAAUCGGGAAUUGGGUUAACGAAGGGAGUGGAAUUGGGCGCAAAUUGUAGUUUAGAGGAUGGAUUCGAGGGAUUGUUUGAUGGGUUUGGUUCGAUUGAGAGUUAUUGCUUGCAGGAUGUGUUGGAAUCUCCUAAUGGUUCGGGGAUUUGAUUUUAGGAAUUUAGAGUAAUGAGGUAUAUUUCGUACGAUUCCUGUUUCUUGAUGAUUCUGUUCGUAUGUCUGUAUGUAUUCUUUGUAAUAAUGGAUCAUGAAAUUGUAGUUUCUUUCCAAAUCCUGCAGUAAGAAUCUCUUAUUCUCCGAAUUUAAGUUGCAAUGGUUAAUGAUUCUGUA